GAAAUAAACAUAGAGCGCUCUCCAAGUCAGCAAACAAUAACCCCCUUCCAUUUUGAUUUGACGGUGUCGGUCAUUCACCUCUCCUUCCCUUUCCUCUUUUCUUUUCUUCCCAUUCCCAAACACAAAAAAAAAAAAAAAAAACUCAAUUAAUUUUUUUUUUAUCUUCUUCUCGUUCAUUCUUUCUUCCACCAAUCAUGGCGGCGGCACGGCGGCUCCGUGAGCUUCAAUCAGACCAAUCAAACAAGAUCUGCGUGGACUGUUCACAAAAGAAUCCACAAUGGGCAUCCGUUUCCUACGGAAUUUUCAUGUGUCUAGAAUGUUCCGGAAAACACCGUGGCCUCGGCGUUCACAUCUCCUUCGUCCGAUCUGUUACAAUGGAUUCAUGGUCCGAUCUCCAGAUCAAGAAAAUGGAAGCAGGUGGUAACCGUAAUCUCAAUUCCUUCCUCGCUCAAUACGGAAUCUCUAAGGAAACUGAUAUCGUUACUAAGUACAAUUCAAACGCUGCUUCGAUUUAUCGCGAUCGGAUUCAAGCUCUUGCUGAAGGUCGUUCAUGGCGGGAUCCACCUGUUGUUAAGGAGAAUUCGAAUUCGAAUGCGAAUAAUAAUCGUCCUGGAAAAGGGAAGCCGCCUCUGGCUUCGUCGAAUGGAAGUGGUUGGGAUGAUAAUUGGGAUAAUGAUGAUAGUUAUGGAUCUCGUGCUGAUAUAAGGAGGAAUCAGAGUACUGGUGAUGUUAUGGGAUUUGUUGGUGGUGGUGGCGGUGUUACCCCGUCGAGGUCUAAAUCGACGGAGGAUAUUUAUACGAGGACUCAAUUGGAAGCUUCUGCUGCUAAUAAGGAAGGAUUCUUUGCGAGGAAGAUGGCGGAGAAUGAAUCGCGACCGGAGGGACUUCCGCCUUCUCAGGGUGGGAAGUAUGUUGGGUUUGGAUCUAGUCCUGGUCCUGCUCAGAGGAUAUCUCCUCAAAAUGAUUAUUUAUCUGUUGUUUCUGAGGGAAUUGGUAAAUUAUCGAUGGUUGCUCAAUCUGCAACCAAGGAGAUCACUGCCAAGGUAAAGGACGGCGGUUAUGAUCACAAGGUCAAUGAAACUGUCAAUAUUGUCACUCAGAAGACAUCAGAGAUUGGACACAGGACAUGGGGUAUAAUGAAAGGGGUCAUGGCAUUGGCCACACAAAAGGUUGAGGAACUCACCAAAGAUUACCCGAAUGGGAACUCUGAUAACUGGCAACGAAAUGAAAAUGAUAGACAUGAUUUCAAUCAAGAUAAUAAAAGCUGGAAUUCUUCUACUAGAGAAGGACAACCUUCAUCAGGUGGACAAAGUAAUACUUACCACUCAAACUCUUGGGAUGAUUGGGACAAUCAAGAUACAAAGAAGGAAGUACCAGCUAAAGGCUCAGCUCCUCAUAAGAAUGAUGAUUGGGCUGGUUGGGAUGAUGGCAAGGAUGAUGACGAAUAUGAUAAUAAAUCUUUUGGUCAUAAUGGGACGUCAGGUACUGGCUGGACAGGAGGAGGCUUUCACUAAGGUUUGGCCCUAUCUUUUUUCAGUGUCAAAAUUUUGUCGUAAUUGACAAAAAUAUGGUAGCUUUCAGAUUGGUGGCAUACACGCCAAGCAGGGUUGGCAUUUCACAUGAAGAAUAUCGCCAUACUGUCAACUAUAGGUUUUUUGGUCACCAGUAAAAUCAGCCUCCAUAUGUGCAGUAAGAAUUAAUUCUUUGAGGUUAUUGUAUUGUCUGUAAGUCUUAUUAUUUUUUUUCUUUCUAUAGUUCUCCAAACCUUCCUUCCCUAAUGUAAUAUUUUUUUGCUGUAAUUUUCGGGAACUUCUGUAUGAUUGGAAACGAAGUUUUCCAUUUAAAGUUCCAAAGCAAUGGGGGCAAAUUGCCCAAAUUUACUAUUGCCUGGACAUGUGAAACAUUAUUGCAACAUGAAAAUUUAAUGAUUUUUUUCUUUCAAUAA
Trifolium pratense (red clover) is the source of this 1945-nucleotide messenger RNA. RefSeq names its product ADP-ribosylation factor GTPase-activating protein AGD7-like. The transcript has 4 exons. NCBI's taxonomy places the organism in Eukaryota, Viridiplantae, Streptophyta, Magnoliopsida, Fabales, Fabaceae. Gene Ontology annotation, biological process: vesicle-mediated transport. Bases 195 to 1514 code for a protein of 439 amino acids. Gene Ontology annotation, molecular function: GTPase activator activity. The record is from RefSeq and is a predicted model, not a curated record.